AGCUCGAACACCGUCAGGUAACGGAAAAACGGUAGAUUAAUUUGAUUUGUUGUCAAAUGUUUUUGUGGGUGUUGCAGUGAUGAUCGCCGGUAUAUCGUUCGUUAAAUAGCGAUCGAUGUGAUCGCAACGUGUUGCCUAUCCAAAAGUUGGAAUUUAAAGUCAUCAAAGCUAAAAAAUAAACAGAAUUACUACGCAUACAAUUUUACAAAAACAAAAUAGCGAAAGAAGCUGCAUCUUCGGUUGAUAUUCGUGCAACAACGGAUUUCAUGUGAAAUUCAACAGGAAAAAAGUGUAAAAGCAAAAAAAGUUAAUUCAGCAAAAAAUCGCAAGCAACGUGAAAAGUGUAAAAUAUUUGCAUUGUCUUAUACAUAGCUGCCUCAUUGCGACAACGACGACAACUACGUAAGUACUUUCGUACGCAACAAAGAAUGAAAAUGUCGCAGGCAUGUUAAAAAAAAGAGUUUCGCAAUAAAAGUGUAAAAAAAAUUUUUGCUGAGCAAACAAACAAAGCAAGUGUAAAGAAAGCUAUAAAAAAUUUUAAAAACAAAAAGACAUGAGAUUAUAAUCAAAAACUCACAAACGCAAUUUGGCCAAUACGUAAUCGCCAUCAUCAACAUCAGCAGACCCUUGCAGCAGCAGCAGCAUACAUUUUUUUAUGUCGAUGCCUCAGCAACAUUAGUGAUCGCGCGGAUAGCAACAUUGUAUGCCGAUUUACUUACAUACUACACUGCAUUGACUACUACAUAUAUGGCAGCCAGGCAAGGAAUAUGUCAACAACGAAGGAUAAAAUAAAUUUUCAAAAUACCUGGAGCUGCAACAAAACGACUGGUCGCCGUUCUGGAAAUCUCCAAUCGAUUCGACGCUUAUUGGAGCACGACAGCAGCGGUACGAUAUGCCCCAGUUGUCGCAUCUCUUUCGACAAGGGCAAACGGCGGAAAUUGAUCGAUACCUGUGGACAUGAGCGUUGCUAUUCCUGUAUGUUUCGUAACGAUCAGUGUCCGAUGUGCAUGAAUAGUAACAGUUCGUUGAAAGAUGUUGACUGCAAUAGCAAUGCUCAAGGCUAUGACACAGGUAUCGGCGGUUCGACAUCGACAAUUGUUAGCCCUCUGGGUUCGCCACAGCCGCAACUGAGAUCACAAGUGCAACAGCAACAUCAUCAGCAACAACAGCAGCUACUACAGCUACAACAGCAACAGCAGCAGCGUACAAAUGCUGCCGCACUGGCGCGUUAUAUGCAGUUAGGCUACUCUGGCUUUCAAGUCCUCGGAUUUGGUUACUUGCAACAUCACAUGAUACUGAAGUGA
This is a messenger RNA of Rhagoletis pomonella (apple maggot), 1304 nucleotides long. RefSeq lists its product as uncharacterized. The record is from RefSeq and is a predicted model, not a curated record. The transcript has 5 exons. Bases 768 to 1304 code for a protein of 178 amino acids. NCBI's taxonomy places the organism in Eukaryota, Metazoa, Arthropoda, Insecta, Diptera, Tephritidae.